Messenger RNA from Plutella xylostella (diamondback moth), 4735 nucleotides. The record is from RefSeq and is a predicted model, not a curated record. Lineage: Eukaryota; Metazoa; Arthropoda; Insecta; Lepidoptera; Plutellidae.
GCUGUUUGCCGGCAAUUUGAGACGAUUAGAGUUGAUUAGUGUGUCGUUUCAGUAAUAAGACCUUUUUGUAAACAAUCGAUUUUCAGUUCAAAUUAACUAUAAUGUGUUCCAGUGCCGAUAGGGGAAGGUUGUGCGGUGGAAAGUUAAAACAGUUUGUGGUUUUUUACAAUUUGGACUACAUUGUGUACGGGACGUGUGUGAUCGCAUUUGUGACUCUGUUCAUAUAUUUUAUGCUGCGAUAAAUUUAGGCAGUGACCAUGGAAUAUUAAAGUACGAACGAAGAAAUCUACAUAAAAAUGGAAAACCAAAACACAACGCACGAAGAAAUAUCAAAAGGGCUCAACUCAAAUGAAAUACGAGCCAACAAAAACAUCCCUUACGUAGACGAAUUGAUCGAUCUAGAGCAUUUCGGAGACAAAGACCCACAACGACCGAAAAGAGUUAAAAACAACGAAAAACUAGACGUAGAGAAAGCACAAAUUCACGCGUCGGACAUGGGACCAGUCAUCAAGUCACCCAACGCCGACACCAUAGUCGUAGACACUCCAGAAGGAACACUCUACAUUACUCUAGACGAAUCUUCUAGAUCAAGCAAAACUAGUCCAAGCAGCCCAAGCACGAAGUCAACGGAAGUGCCUUCGACGGUAUCGCCAAGUUCCUCCAAAGCUGGAGAGGAGUUUAAAGAGAAAGAGACACAAGAGAUGGAGAAAGAGAGGGAGGAGAUAGAGAAGAGAUCGCUGGGGCUGCGGAGGAACUCCAUCUCGAUGCCGACACUGCAGAACCUGGAGCUCGAAGUGAUGAAGCAGCAGUAUCUGAAGACGCCUGAUGGGAUCCCCGAGCACCACCAGAGCACGGGGUCGGGGUUCAGCGACGGCGACGCGACCGCCGACGAGGAGCGCGUGCUGUCUGAUGAUGACCGGGCCAAAACCCCGCUCCGCUCCCCGCGCCGCAAGUCGGGCGCGCCGCGGCGCAUGCGCAGCGAGUUCAGCAUGGACGACGACGAGUACUCGCCCUCCAACUCCGUCACCUCCGUCAACUCGCUGGCCAGCCUGCUGCGGGAGAAACUACAGAGCAUCCCCCAAAAGAUCCGCAAGAAGCCCUCAGACUACAAGCUGCGUGCCUUCGUGGGGCUGAUGUUCCUCGCCGUCUGCUUCUUCGUGGGGUUCGCCUACGUGUUGUACCACCAGCAGGCGCUGACGAAGGCAUACUUCGACAACGUGCAGUUCAACGAGCCUAAACGACUCGUCAGGAUCUUUAGUAGAGACGACACGGAGAUCUUGAAAGCUACCUUGGCGACAAACCUCGAAGGCAAGCACAAGGCGUUCCCCUGCCUGCCCGAGCACCGCAAGACGGAUGGCUCCAUCUGCCAGGAGUGGCUGCAGACCAUGCGGUUCUACCUGAAGUCUCUGCCGCAUGAUCCUGGUGUAGAUAACACCACGUGCUACUCCGUGCAUUGGCAGGCGCUGAGACCUGAUGUGUAUCCAACGGAUUGUUUCGACUGGGCCGAUUCGAAGGUGCACUGGUACGGAGGAGGGCAAUCAACCAACCUCACGUGGCCCUUAGACACUGGCUCCAUCGACUUCACUCCCUUCGUAACCGGAGACAUGCAGAAGUCACAGUGGGGAAAUGUCCUAACAAGAUAUUUCAUCAACUCCAAAGGUGCAGCCGUAAUUGUCGAUGAUGAAACCCCAUUGCAUAUUGCAGUGAAUAAAGGCAAAAAGGAAAUCUGUCUGAAAGCUAAGUUUGACGACUUCGCUUACGCUAACAAGAUUACAGAGUUUCCUGAGCUAAAAUACCAGAUUUGUACGUCUAAAGACAUGAAAUCACUUCAUUCAUCCAUACACAAUCACCAAAGGGCACCGUUGUGGGAUGGAUUGAAACCAGCUGAUAUGCAGACGCUUGAGUCUCUGAUUUCGGAGCCGGUCUGGCAGAUAGCGCCGCGGUUCAAACACGAGCUGCAAGCGGAAACUAUAUCUAAAUACACAGAAGACGUCAUAGACUUGGGAUUCUUGAAACAAGGCCACGUGCUUAUUAACGAGUUUUGGCAAAACGAAAUCGGUGAUUUGAGUGUGGACAGGAGCCGCUUUGAAACCCUCAACAUAACUGUGGAUAAACUGCACAGACGAGGGUUCAAAGUCGUGUUUACUGUCCAACCUUUUAUUAGUACUGAGAGUGGAAACUUUGCCGACUGCGUUCAAAAACGACUUCUGAUAACAGAAAGAAAUAGCGAUAGAAGAAUUCCUGCUCUAACCAGAUUCAAAACCUUAGCGAGUGCCGGGGUGCUGGAUAUAACAAACAACAGAAGCGUUCCUUGGUUGUUAGAGAAACUAAACGCAGUUAUUGAGGAAUACCACAUAGAUUCAUUCUUUUUAGACUUAGGCACAGCUUACGACAUGCCGCACUACUACCAAUGUGAGAAACGCUUGAUAAAUCCAGACCAGUACAAAACUCACUUCACGAAAACUUUCGAGAAAAUUCUAAACAUCAUUGGAGUCUCCUCAGCAAUCUCAUUACCUAGACCACCGAUUUUCGUUUCCCUACCUCCCUUUGAGUCUUCAUGGGAAGCUUUACGAAGAGUCAUACCAACAAUGUUGACCUACGGGAUAAGUGGGUAUCCUUUUAUCAUGCCAGGGGCGGUGGGUGGAGACAUCUACUGGCCAGGUAGCGAGCAAUUCCUGCCUUCAUCUAAGGGAUCCCUGGACGCGUCUCCGCUGAACGCGACUAAUUCUACUCAGGAGAACGGGGUGGCGCUCCCGGAGAAGGAAUUAUACAUGAGAUGGCUGCAGAUGGCGACGUUCCUGCCGGUGAUGAAGUUCACGCACCUGCCGAGCAAGUACAACGACGAGAGGGUGUUGGAGAUGGCGAAGAACUUGACGCUGUUGCGACAGAAAUUGGUGACCCCUCUCCUCCUCAAAUACAAACGCGAGGCCCUCGAAGAAGGUCUUCCUCUGAUCCGCCCUCUCUGGCUGGUGGCGGGCGGCGACGCGGCGCUGGUGCAAGAUGAGUUCGCGCUGGGUGAUGAGAUAGUGGUGGCGCCGGUGUUGAAGCCGGGGGAGACUACUAGAGAAGUAUACCUGCCAGCAGGACUCUGGCAGGACGGCAUCGACGGCUCGCUGCGCAAGGGCAACCGCUGGAUGCACGACUACAAGGUGCCGCUGCACCGCGUCGCCUACUUCCUCAGGAAACCCGACGACAUGAGGUUCCGGUAGCCCACAAAUCAGGAUGUCCAGAGGAAUUCAGGCCAAGGGAUGGUUGGGAUAAGUGACAGUGGAAGGGCUAGGGAAGUCAGUCCGAAGGGGAAAUUUUCGCUCACUCGAUAUCAUUUGACCACACGAGAUUUUCGUGAGUUAAAUACAAUAUUUUAUUUUAUAUAGGAUAGAAUGUGUAUUGAGGGAGCGAAAAUUUAGGGUCAAAAGGCGAUUCUGACGAUUGGAGAUGGACUCUCUCUCUUUGCUUCUGGGUCUUUCUCUGAAAAUUGCUGUAAAAAAAGGAUUUCGGUAGUGGCGAAAUAUCUCCAUCUAGUUAAAUAUGUCUCGCCGUUAGGGAUCGAAAUUAUCUUUGGAAUCGCCAGAAUGUUGUCUAGAGUGCUUUACCAUUGAUAGCAUAAUGUUAGCUUUUAAAAUAUUUUUGUCAAAUAUGGUGAUGACCGUAAACUAAUAAAAACUAAGUUUUCUUUUUUUUUCAUGCACGCUGUCAUCAUAGUUAAAUAAAUAUUUGAAUGUGUAUCUAGUCUAAAAUGUAUCAAAGAGUUGUUAUGAUCACUUGUUUUAAUACAAAAUAAGUUAUUUAUUAUACCUAGAUUGUCCUAGAUAGAGUCUUCCAUGGUAGGCAUGAAAACGAAUAAAAUAAUUAUGACCAAUAAUAGGAACGGAAAUAAUUUAUGUAAGAAUACAACUAACUGUUUUAAGUAUACUUAGAUUUUUAACAUAAGUUACUAGUGUGUAAAUUACAAUUAAUUACAACACAAAAUGUGAUUACCUACAUUCCAAAGUUUAGGUGCAUAAUUAAUAUACCUAGUAUGAGUUUUUAAAACGGCAGUGCUUUGCCAUUACGUAUACAAAAUAUUUAGCCAAUUUAAGUCUUGCGAAGCAGCAAAGACCAAAAUAACUUUUAGGACCUCGUUUCCCUAUAGCUAGCCUUACCUAUAGGUCAUAUUAUAAAGCCGGGUCCAGACAUAUAUCAUCAGGACCAGGCUUAAUAUGGUAAUUUCAGCGCCGUAUACCUACUGAGCAAUUUAUGAAAAAUCGUAUAAAACGUAUAAGUACUUCUAGUUAUUUAUUAAUAAUCAUGAGAUUUUUGUAUAUGACUUUACGUUUAAAUAAUAUACCUAAUAAUAAAUAAUACACAAAAUAGUAUUAUUAACGUAUGGAUUAAAAUGUGAAUGUGAAUUAAUUCUAAGUGAGUUCUUUAGUUUAUACCUACUGCCAAUAGCCUAUGCUAUUUUUAUUAGUAGCAUCUGUUAUUGUUGUAAAAAUACAAUGAUAAUUUUUAAUUUAAGUACAGUCGCUGCCACUUGCUAGGUAUAUUAACCCUUAUUCGUACAUAUAAAAAAGAGACUAAAUAAAAUAAAAAAUCGACAUUAGUAUGUCAAAGUUGUAAGCAUAGAAAGUACCUAGCCAACUUGUACGUGAUUAAAAUAAAUUAGCAGUAGCUAUUAUUGUAUUUUAUAAUUGCUUUUGUUGUCAUAUGAAUCGAAAGAGUUAUGAUUAUGAAUAAAUCGUGUUUUCUAAAACAA